Molecule: messenger RNA, 1053 nt
Organism: Benincasa hispida (wax gourd)
Lineage: Eukaryota; Viridiplantae; Streptophyta; Magnoliopsida; Cucurbitales; Cucurbitaceae
Product: putative glutathione S-transferase
Biological process (GO): glutathione metabolic process
Cellular component (GO): cytoplasm
Molecular function (GO): glutathione transferase activity
Source: RefSeq, a predicted model, not a curated record
GCAAUAGCAAGGAAAUUAAAGAAAGAGGAGAUAAAAAAAAUGUGUGCCAAUAAAUGACAGCCACGACGGUUCGACGCAUUUCCCAGCGGUUUCCAACCGGUCCACCGCUUACGCAGGGGCUUACGGCAGCCUUUAGCCACCGCCACGAGAAAUUGAAACUAAGGGUUGACCUUUGGCUUGACAUUGAUACAACUUUCUCCUCCUUUUCAUAUUUAAAUCAAAGGACCAACCACCAGUCCACCCACCCACUUCCCAUAGAAACAGGGGCUCACUUAAUCUUAGAAAUGGCAGAACAAGUUCAAGUAUUUGGUUUCUGGGAAAGUGCGUUUAGUCGCAGAGUGGAGGUAGCUCUCAAACUCAAAGGCAUCAAAUACCAAUACUUUGAGGAAGAUUUGCCUGACAACAAGAGCGAUUUGCUGCUGAAAUACAACCCAAUUCACAAGAAGGUCCCUGUUCUUGUCCACCAUGGAAAACCCAUUGCAGAGUCUCUUGUAAUCCUCGAAUACAUUGAUGAAAUCUGGAAAAACAACCCCAUCUUGCCCCAGCAUCCCCACCAAAGAGCUCUUGCCAGGUUCUGGGCUAAGUUUAUUGAUGACAAGGUUGUGGUUGCAGUGGUGAAGGCUGCUGGAAGCAAAGAAGAAGAAGAGAGAAAGAAGGCUAUAGAGGAAGCAGGGGAGGGAUUGGAAGCACUUGAGAAAGAGCUUAAAAGCAAGAAAUUCUUUGGAGGAGAGGAAAUUGGGUUUGUGGACAUUGUUGGGACUGUGGUAGCUGGUUGGCUUCCUGCCAUUGAAGAGUGUUUUGGGUUUGAGCUGCUUACAACUAAUAACUUCCCUAACUUAAUCAAAUGGAGAGAAGAGCUUGUUAACCAUGCCAUUGUCAAGCAGUUUCUGCCUCCAAAUGAUGAGAUUGUUGCCUUUAUCCAAGCUAAUUGGAAACUUUCAAACUAAUUUGGGAUCAUAAAAAAAAUGAUAGUGUUUAUGUGAUUUGUAUUUAAUUUAAGGAGAAUUUGAGAUUUAUUUCAAUAAAUUGGGAGAUUUAGAUUCUUGUUUAUAA